UAAGGGUUCAUACAAUUGUAAAGAUGAACUCUACAUACUGCAUUUAAUAUAUGACUGGACACGAUUGCAAUUAGCACAAAUAUACUUUUUCUUACUUGGCAUACAUAGAUAGGUUUCAUGUUAUUUUAAAAAUGGACCCAUAUUUUGAAGGGAAAAAAGUUAUCGUUACAGGUGCGGGCAAAGGUAUUGGACGAUUGUUAUGUAUUACACUAGCAAAACAGGGAGCUAAAGUGAUUGCUAUAAGUAGAACUGCAAAGGACUUGGAAAGCUUAAAGCAUGAAAAUGCGUCAAUAGAGGUUUACAGUCAAGAUAUAAGUGAUUGGAGUAGUACAAGAAAACUGAUAGAGGACAUUGGUCUUGUUGAUAUGCUAGUUAACAAUGCUGCUGUAGAUAGGAAGAAACCUUACCUGGAAAUAAAAGAGGAAGAUUUUGAUUACUUGUAUAAUACUAAUAUAAAAGCAGCAUUCAAUAUAUCACAGGCUGUUGUAAAAUGUAUGAUUGAGAAGGAAAGAUGUGGGUCUAUUGUAAACGUGUCUAGUAUUGCUGGAAUUAAUCCAGUACAUUCAAUAGGAACAUAUAGUUGUACUAAAGCAGCACUGGACAUGAUGACAAAGUCUAUGGCUCUAGAAUUUGGACCCUAUAAGAUAAGAGUGAACAGUGUCAACCCAACCGUGGUGAUGACCACAAUGGGACGAGCAGCAUGGUCAGCGCCAGGGGUGGCUGACAAUAUCCUAAAGAGAAUACCUAAUGGAAGAUUUGCAGAGGAAAUUGAUGUCGUAAAUGCCAUAGUGUUUCUGCUGAGCGAUAAAGCCUCUAUGAUCAAUGGAAUACAAGUACCUGUAGAUGGUGGACAUCACACGAACUUCUUAUAAUUUUCAUCUGAUUGCUGCACUUUUUGGCAUAUACAAAACUGUUGUAUAAAUAAAUUUGAUUAUUAAAAAUUUUUUUUCUUGUAAAAAUAAAUCUUAUAAUUAAAUAAAAUGAGAAAAUAUGAAUAUUUUAUUUAUAUUCAUCGUGUAUGCUAGGUUUGGUGAUUUUGUAUCUAACAUGUACAUCCGAGUGAUUAUUUUAAUAUUUCUAAUUCAGUUGUGCCUUCGCAUGCGUUUAUUGUAACACUGAUUCGUCAAAGUUAUUUGAAGACAACUCGUCAGCUACGACACUUAUUAUCUAAAAUAUCUAUGGGAGAAGAGCAACCAUGCAUAAUAAUCUUAUUUAAAAGUGACAAUAGAUAAAAUAAAGUCAAACAAUUAGUACAAUGUACAAUAAAAAAAUAAACUAAACUCAUUUCAAUAACAUUUUAUUUACAAAAGAGUGUAAAGUAUAAAAAUUAACAAAAUAUCUUUAAAGAAAACUAUAAAAAGUAUUUCAUCAAAUGGUUAACAAUGUCACAAUGCAUAAAGUAACAUGAAACGCACAUUAAAAUAAUCUGGAAGAAGGGUGAUCCUUCGUAAGCAUUAAUCACAACAAGUUAACAUGAAAAUUGCAGACUCCGUUUGAUUGAGUCUG
Ruditapes philippinarum (Manila clam) is the source of this 1506-nucleotide messenger RNA. Its product is annotated as L-xylulose reductase-like. The transcript has 7 exons. Gene Ontology annotation, molecular function: carbonyl reductase (NADPH) activity; L-xylulose reductase (NADPH) activity. The record is from RefSeq and is a predicted model, not a curated record. NCBI's taxonomy places the organism in Eukaryota, Metazoa, Mollusca, Bivalvia, Venerida, Veneridae. The coding region runs from base 132 to 872 and encodes 246 amino acids. Gene Ontology annotation, biological process: glucose metabolic process; xylulose metabolic process.